Molecule: messenger RNA, 1695 nt
Organism: Lolium perenne
Lineage: Eukaryota; Viridiplantae; Streptophyta; Magnoliopsida; Poales; Poaceae
Source: RefSeq, a predicted model, not a curated record
AUGGCGACUUUGAUGGAUACUAUUUGUAAGGCUAAGGACAAUGGCAGGAUCUCCUUCGAGGACUUUAAGUUGAAAUCUCUAGAGGAGAUAUGCUAUGCACAAUCAUCAAUAUUUUGCAUCCAGUCCGCAGUUGACUCCCAAGAUGUAAGAUCUGCUAUGGCGACUUCUGCCGUGGUAACUUCUGGAGUGCCUGAGUCUCAAGAACUUAUCCAGUCCGCAGUUCAGAUCCUUUCUUCGGUGCAGAAUCCUGAAUCUUUUGGAGUUGACCAAGCACAAGUUGAUGCAUGCAUAGCUAGAUUAUCUGCAUUGCAGCCAGUUGGUGCUUCCUGUAGCAAUGUUGGUGCCUCCUGCAGCAUUUCUGAAGCUGCUGAAGCUACCAGCACAAAGAAAGCUGAUGAAGAAAAGGCUGCUGAAGCUACCAGCACAAAGAAGGCUGAUGAAGAAGAGAUCAUUGCAUUGCAGCCAGUUGGUGCUUCCUGCAGCAAUGUUGGUGACUCCUGCAGCAUUUCUGAAGCUGGUGAAGCUGCCAACACAAAGAAGGCUGCUGAAGAAGAGAUCAUUGUAUUGCAGCCAGUUGGUGCUUCCUGCAGCAAUGUUGAUGCCUCAUGCAGCAUUUCUGAAGCUACCAACACAAAGAAGGCUGCUGCUGCUGCGGUGCCUGAAGCUGCCAACACAACUAAUAUAAACGUACAUGCAGUGAUGUACACAAGGGAUUUGGCAAGCCUCAAGGAAUUUGACAUGUGUACAAUAGUGUAUGAGCAUCUGAGGGAUUGUAUCAAAAUUUGGAAGAAGCAGAGGCAGGAUGCAAAAAACAAGGCAUCACUUACUAUGCUUGGUUGCCCAAUCAUAAUUCUGGGAUUUAUUGUCGAUAAUUUGAAACUAACGGAUAGUGUAAACAAGAAUCGUCCUCGGCUCAAUGAGUAUGAUAUGGCGACUUUGAUGGAUACUAUUUGUAAGGCUAAGGACAAUGACAUGAUCUCCUUCGAGAACUUUAAGUUGAAAUCUCUAGAGGAGAUAUGCUAUGCGCAAUCAUCAAGAUUUUGCAUCCAGUCCGCAGUUGACUCCCAAGAUGUAAGAUCUGCUAUGGCGACUUCUGCCGUGGUAACUUCUGGAGUGCCUGAGUCUCAAGAAGUUAUCCAGUCCGCGGUUCAGACCCUUUCUUCAGUGCAGAAUCCUGAAUCUUUUGGAGUUGACCAAGCACAAGUUGAUGCAUGCAUAGCUAGAUUAUCUGCAUUGCAGCCAGUUGGUGCUUCCUGCAGCAAUGUUGGUGCCUCCUGCAGCAUUUCUGAAGUUGCUGAAGCUACCAGCACAAAGAAAGCUGAUGAAGAAGAAGCUGCUGAAGCUUCCAGCACAAAGAAGGCUGAUGAAGAAGAGAUCAUUGCAUUGCAGCCAGUUGGUGCUUCCUGCAGCAAUGUUGGUGACUCCUGCAGCAUUUCUGAAGCUGUUGAAGCUGCCAACACAAAGAAGGCUGCUGAAGAAGAGAUCAUUGCAUUGCAGCCAGUUGGUGCUUCUUGCAGCAAUGUUGAUGCCUCCUGCAGCAUUUCUGAAGCUGCUGAAGCUGCCAACACAAAGAAGGCUGCUUCUGCUGCGGUGCCUGAAGCUGCCAACACAGCUGUGCAUGAAGAAGGGAUUUCUAAAGCUGCCAAGUCAAAAAGCCGUGCUACCAAGAAGCCUGCUGCUGCUGCGGUGCUUUAG